UUCGAUCAGGUGAUCACGGCUGUUUCACACACAUAGGAAAACAGCUGAUUCUUUGGUUACUUGUAGGUUUAUACAAUGACUACGAGUUUGGUUCGGUUAACAAAAGUUUAUCCAUGAACAAAAGUCUUCGUGUGUGGACCAGCACUGAUAAUACUACACUAAUAUAUUUACUAAUUCGGGGAAUCCAUCGUAUCACUAUCGCCAAACAACACCACUUCAAUUGCAUGAUCAUUUAUAUACAUAUGUAUAUGACGUGUCAGAAAAACUUGAAAUGUGUGAUAUGUUCAAAAUGAGUGAUGGUUUUGUACAAUUUACAGAGAUAAAUGAUAAGGAUGAAUGUGAUAACCAAAAAAAUGCAGAAAGUAAAAAGUUAAAACAUCAUAAAGCUGAGAAAUGGGAAAUUGAAGCGGUUGGCCAGUUCCUAUUCGAAGAGUAUCAGAAUUUGGUUUUUGGUGUAAGAACCGAAUGGCUCGUGCGAAAAAGUAUAUUACGUGCAAAAUUUGUGAAAUAUAUUCAGAAUGCCAAAACUGAAUUUCGUCAACGUUUAUUGGAGGCAAAUGGCACUUACGAUAUUGGCACUUUGCUAUAUCGCACCAAUUAUCUAAUAAACACGAAACGUGGAAGUCUAUUUUAUCGUAUUAAAACCUCAACCUUUUUUGAAUAUACGAAUAAGAAACUUGAAGAAUUUGACGAAAAACAAAAAAAUGGUCAAUCAAUGGAGUUUAUGCCGAACGGAGAUGAAUACAAAAUAUCCAUCAAUGGUGAUCCAGCGCUGAUAGGUUCACUGCAAGUGGACGAAAAUGCGCCCACACAUGAACUUCUCUAUGAAGGCAGUCUGCAACAACAGCGUCAGCAGUUGUUUCAACUUACUAACAUGGGCUGCUACAUUUGCCAAAGGAAUUUCGUCUCACCUAAUGAUUUCGAGGACCACGUAUCUUCUCAUGCUGACGAGUCAGAUUUUGAAAUACUUAAACAUUAUAAAAAAAGCACUACACCUACAUUCAAACUGUCGUAUAAUAUUUGCAAGAAUUCGCAUUACUUUCGCUUCAAUUUGGAAUCGACACGACCGAAUAUUAUUAUAGAGAAACUAAUUAUCGUGCAAACGCGUACCUUUUAUUAUGUCAAUAAUACGCGCGUGCCGUAUUCAUUGGGUGCGGAAGAUCGCAAAGAUAGUUUCUUUGUCGAUUCUCAUCUCUUUCGUAAAGGUGUAGAACAACCAAUUGUUGUGGUCUUUCAUGAAGAGUCUAGCAAGCAAGUGCGUAAUGUAGAGCAGCAUCAUUUUUGUCGCAUUGAGGAGUUUCCUGUGGUUAAGUUGAACAUCAGUCCAUGUCGUUUACCUAAUAAAAUUACAUUUAAACCAAAAUUUAAACUUCCCCAAUACAUGCCACCAGUGGAAAUUCGUCGUGCACUGCAAACGGAUUCGAUUGAAGCACCACUUGCUAAUUUAUCCAAUGAGUUCGGCGACUACCUGAGGAAUACAAAAAGAUUAACUCAGCAAAAUGUACGUGAGGUGUUUUUGAAACUUUUACAGAUCGAGGAUUCGGAUACCAUGCGCGAUUAUUCGAGUCUAGUGCAACGAAAUGUCAAAUUGCGCACUUACGAAAACGACUAUAUUGUGAAGUUAAAAAUACCAAAACAUAUUCGUUUCGAGAAUAUAAUUUUCCCUUUUGAUGAUGUUAUUGUUUUGCCCGCUGAAGAGGGUAAUGCCGCAUCAACUUCAUUAGAUGAUUUAAUGAAAAAGAUGGAACAACUGAAUGACGAAACAGCUGUUACGCAGGCACCGGCAAAGAAGAAAUCGAAAAAAUAUAUUGGUCAAGUCGAAUGCAUUUCCUAUGGACGCGUAACCUUUAAAUGUGACCAAAAAAUUCCAAGUGACAAAAUGUAUACCAUACUUUUUCGUCCAUCGCGCAUGAUUUUACGUUAUCAAUAUCGCGCCUUAGAACAAUUGGUUGCCAUGUCGCCGCCCUUAUUAAAGCGGUUUCUUUUUCCCGACCAAAUCUUAAUGAGGGAAAUGCCAGCGUUAAAUUUGAAUUUUCUUAACAAAAGCAUUUAUGGGAAUCCCGAACAAUUGCAGGCUAUAGAAUGUAUAGUGAAUAUAAAUGAUAAACAAAGCGCACCAUAUAUUAUUUUCGGACCACCAGGCACCGGCAAAACCUCAACAGCGCUCGAAGCUAUUUAUCAGAUAUAUAUGCUGCAACCGCAGUCGCGUAUACUCAUUACAGCUGGCUCGAAUGCCGCUUGCGACGAGAUCGCCUUACGUCUCUGCAAUGCGCUCACACCGAAUAUCGAGAGACAGACAAUCACACGCAUUUAUUCGCGCGCAUACGAGAAUCAUGCCGAUAACAUUAACGAAACACUACUCGAAUAUUCCAAUUUAUAUGCCGAUCAUUUUCUGCCGGAUGUGGAAGUGUUGCACUCCUAUCGCAUUGUUGUAUGCACUUUAGGUCUAAUCGGCCGGUUGGCGACGGGCAAAUUCGGCAAGGAAAAAGAUGGCAGUGGUGUGUUUACGCAUAUUUUUGUUGACGAAGUAGCUGCUUCGACCGAAAUGGAAACUUUAGUCGCUCUGACGGCAACACUAAGUUCAAACUCGAGGCUAGUCAUAGCCGGCGAUCAUCGACAAUUAGGUCCAAUCUUAAAUUCGAAACGUGCCGCAAAUAUGGGUUUGGAGGUCUCAUUAAUGGAGCGUCUACUUGAACGGGAUUGCUAUCGUGUCGAUGAAUAUGGCAAUUAUAAUCGGCAAAUACAAAUACGCUUGCGCCGCAAUUAUCGUUCGCAUCCGGAAAUUGUUAAACUUUUCAGUGAAAUGUUUUAUGAAGGACAAUUGUUGGCCCAAGCUGCACCUGACGUUCAGCAGUUAUGUCGUGACUGGCAUCGCGCUCCGAAUGCUGAAUAUCCAAUAAUCUUUCAUUCCGUUUUCGGACCAGAGCAGCGAGAAAAAAACUCCACCAGUCGUUACAAUCCGCUCGAGAUCCAAAUUGUUAUGGACUAUGUGCGUGAUCUCUUAUGUUUCGGCAUUAAAGGUCAUAAGGUGGUGCAGAGUGACAUUGGUAUUAUUACGCCAUAUAAAAAACAAUAUAUACGCAUACAGGAGGAAUUAAAUCUGCGAAAUUGGUAUCAAAUCGAGACUGGUGCCGUCGAAUCAUUCCAGGGUAAAGAGAAAGCCAUCGUAAUUAUCUCGUUUGUACGUUCGUUCACAAAUAAUUUGGGUUUUCUGGAGAGUCGUAAUCGUCUAAAUGUCGCACUGUCACGUGCACGUUCGCUGCUCAUACUCAUUGGUAAUCCGCGUACACUAAGCAUCAAUAGCGAUUUUAAAAAUAUCAUCGAAUUAUGUCAAGUGCAGAAGACUUUAGUUGGCGCAUCAUUCUUCGACGAUGACGGAAAGAAUCCCAACAAGUGUAAUAAUGAAUCGAUGUCGAAGUUGACCAAAUCUUUGGAGAAGCUAAAUAUUAGUAAAGAGAAUAUCAAUGCGUGUGGUAAAAAUGGUGGCAAAUCAAACAAGGCUAGGGCAAGAGCCAGAAAAAACAUGGCUAAUAAUAAUAAAAACGUAGCUGCUGCAACAACAAUGAACGAAGGGACAACUACUGUAAAUGAUGUGCUCAAAAGCAACAACAGCAGUAAAUUUAAAAUCACACAGCCCACGUCUGCUGAAAAACAACGCCAAACAUUUGAGCGCCUAAAGGAUCUUUAUCUAACCGAGGAACUUAGCAACCUUGUGGAGGCUAGUAGUAGCACCAGCAAUCGUAGAAAUUAUAAUAAGAAGGGGCCAAAAUCUGAAAUUGAUGAGCUUUUUGAAAUGCUACCAAGCGUACCGUGUGAGAGAACGCAACAAAGCCGAAUCAAUGAUUUUGAAAUAGUUGAUCCAAAGACAGGUCAAACUCUACAACACGAUAAAUUCCGUACGCGUUUAGAACCACUACGUGGGAAGCCCACAACAACAACACCAACAUACCAAACACAAGCUACAGCAAACAAUGCAACCACAUUGAAACCCACGGGCACAUUGCCGCACUUGACCAACAACAAUCCACAUAAAAGUGCAACUUUUACGCCGUCGAAGGUCCUACCUAUGAAUGAUCAGCAUUUUCCUGCACACAAUAUAUCAUCGUUCAGCGAUGAGAGGAAGACAGUACCAGCUGCUGCAACCCGGCAGAAGUCUACACCAAUGCAUAGUGAAAACGCAACUACAACUGGUGCGAACGCUAUUUUGGGGCCAGCGGUAAGCCUGGGUCGUGUAGAGUACCCCACUCCGCCGAGAUAUAUGCAAACUCGCACAUAUCCACCGCCAAAUCCGAAAUCUUCAAAAUCGAAGUGUGUUAUUGCUUAGGGUUGGAAGUGGUUGUGUAAACACUCUAUAUGUAAGCGCGUUAGUUUUUUUUUAUUUUUAGUUUCACAUCAAUUAUGCAAAGUUUUUCCUUGACAAGUGCGUUACGCGUGCUUAGCUUGGACUUUGCUCACAGUUUUGCGGAAACAUUGUUUCAAAAUGUUCGGGGAAGGUGUAAAGGGAAAUUUGUGUUGGAAUAAGAAGGCUUCGAAAGUUAAGCUUUGCUUUCUCUCUUUAUACUUAAAGAUUUUCUAGGCAUUUUGGCAACUGUUGUUUUCGCAAAAAUAUAUACUUACAUAUUUAUAUACAUAUGUAUGUAUGUAUGUAUAUAAUGUUAUUAUGUUUGCAGGUUAAAGACUAUAGAAAAUAGUUUGUGCAAACAUGUUUAGGUGCGGGUUAGACAGCGAGACUACAAAAAAUAUAGUAAAAUCUCGCUGAUUAUAUCAAUAUUUUUUAAUAGUGUCAUUACGUUUAAGAUACAAGUUUAGAUUAGUUUUAAGGCUCAAGCACAAGUAGAUGCUUAAUUUUUAGCUGCUUGUGCUUGAUUUUUAAAUCUAAGGUUAUGUAUAUGUGUAGCUGGCCGCUACUUUCGAGGGUGCAGUUCACAGAUAUUCACAUAUUUUUUGUGCAUUUUGUAGCAGAUUUUAUGGAAAAUAGGUAUCGAUUGAAUUUAGCUGAAUGCUAAGUUAAUGACAGAAAAUGCUUAGAAUAAUGGAUGAUUUGCCAAAUAAUUUUGCUUUAGUCCUUCGUUUGAAAAGUUAUUUGUGCCUUAAAAGUUUCCAAAAGACUGUUGUGCCAAAAAUUAGUCGAAGGAUAUAUCACUUUGUAAAAUAAGUUAUUUGUGUUUCGAAAAAUUAUUUCACAAGACUUGUACCAAAAAUUGAUAAUGUUAUGGAUUUUGUUAAAUCUUGUCUAAAACUUCUUUAAUUAGUACGCUGGAAAUAGAACGUUUCUUUUAAAGUUUUUUGUUAAUAUUUCCAAAUUGAUAUACCAAAAACUGGUCGAAACACAUCAAAUAUUUAAGAAUAUUUUCCAGUUGUUGUCACCAUCUGAUUAGUGAGUUAUUUUUGGAUAAUGUUUCCCAGAGUAUAACAUAAUAAACUGGUCGAAAGAUAUGGAAUCUAUUAAAGCACAUCUAAAACGUCCUUAAAAACCUCGCUGAAAAAAUAGAAAGGUUUUUUGUAAAUUGAAUAAUGUGUCCAAAAGAGCCUUUACCAAAAACUGGUCGAAGGAUAUCACACAUUUGGACAGUUGCUAUGAGAUCACUUGUUCGAAAGUUGUUUGAAAACGUUAUACCUUCAUACAAAAAUCUAUUUGAAAAAUACAACAUAUUUGAAUUUAUUUCCAGUUUGAAUGACACCCAAUUGAUUGGAAGUUUUAUGAAAAGUUAUUUGCUUCUAAAAUUUUUAUACUAAAAACUUAAUGCCAUUUUUGAUUGGCAGUGAUGUCAACUAAUUGGAUUUUCAUGGCUUAAAUCGCGAGAUCCGGGACAAUUCUUCUCGGACCCGGACUUCUCAGGGGGGGCCCAGUGCUCUAUAACAAUGUUUUACAUAUGUUUUUGUCCAAUAAUUUACUUCAAUGAUCGGGCCACGAUUUUCUCUCUACCGCUCUGACUGAGCCAAAUAUUUUAUGCCAACGAUUGCAAAAGAUAUCCUUGAAUGGCUACAGUAUAAUGGAAAAAAAACAGCAAGUUUAUUUAGAAUUCCUA
Messenger RNA from Bactrocera oleae (olive fruit fly), 6029 nucleotides. NCBI's taxonomy places the organism in Eukaryota, Metazoa, Arthropoda, Insecta, Diptera, Tephritidae. The record is from RefSeq and is a predicted model, not a curated record.